This is a messenger RNA of Medicago truncatula (barrel medic), 1816 nucleotides long. RefSeq lists its product as uncharacterized. The coding region runs from base 127 to 1515 and encodes 462 amino acids. The record is from RefSeq and is a predicted model, not a curated record. NCBI's taxonomy places the organism in Eukaryota, Viridiplantae, Streptophyta, Magnoliopsida, Fabales, Fabaceae. The transcript is spliced from 6 exons.
UGUGUUUUCCCCCUAAAAAAAACUAUGACACAUUGAACACCGUCGUUUCGCACACGAUUGUUCAAUUUCACCAUCGAUUCGAGUCUCUGAGAAGCGAUUUCACAGUCCUUGUUGAGUUGGAGAAUCAUGGAAGCUUCUAAGAAGAACGUGAUCUUCAUCGAUCAUUGGGCUUUUCUGGAACACUUUGAAGCACCUAUGUGGGCAGAUUUGAUUUUUGAAGCUAACUCUGGUUAUGAAAAUAUAACUGAUGAUGACUGGUUCAACGAAAGCCACCCGUUCCAUCAGUUGUCUGCUCGCGAGUUAAAGUCAAAAUUUGCUCACUCUGGUGAGGAGGCAGUGACGUCGCCGGCACUUCCUUCUUCUGUCUCGAAAUCAAGAGGAAAACACUACAUUAACAAGAAUUGGGGGAAAGGUGUUAAUCUGAAUGUUUUGUUGGAUAAACAGCAGGGUUUAAGCAAGGGGAGAUGCUUGAAACAAGGUUCUAGUUUUGGUCAUGAAGUGAAGGUUAAAUCAACGUCAAAUGUUAGCAGGACAAACGGUUUGAUGAGCGAGAAAUCGGGGUUGACUUUUGAACACAAUACCAGGGGAAAAGCUACGUCGAAGGCUAGUUGCAAUCUUGUUGGAAGUUCAAGUUCUAUGGAUAAAAAGAAUUAUGAAAGGUCUACAAGAAGCAUGGUUACAUCUGAGAAUAUGAUGCCAAAGAAGGAUUAUAAGGGGCAUAAGAAGGUAUCAUGUGAUGAGAAAAGCAAAAGUUCGUCGGUUAGAAGCGUUAGUUUUGGAAGAAGUGCGGUUACAGUAGAAGCCUCAAGAGUAGUUCAGGACCAGCAUAAAUAUAUGGAGGUGUCUAGUAAACCAUGUGAUCAGAAAAGUGGAAGUUCAUCAGUGAAUAGUAUUAAUCUUGGGAAAACUCAUGUAACACCAAAAGCGGAGAUGGAUGUUGGUAACAUAAAAUCAAGAGGUCGUACAUUGUCUUCUGGGAAGUCUAGUGUUGGGUCAUGUUCAAAUCCUAGUUAUGAAGUUAAGUUUGUAUCAAAGCAGCAGAGGCAGAAAAUCACAGAUAAGAAAGUUGUGGGCUCAAUGAAUCUUGCAGAUAAGAACAGAUGCAAUGUUGGUAAUAAAUCCAAGACAUCUUCCAUUAAAGUUGAAGGAAAAGAAACAGGAAGCACAAAAGGAAGUAACAUCAGUGUUGCAAAGUCAUUGGUCAAAAGUCGAUCUGUAAGUUCAAGUACUAUGUUACCAGGAAAAGUCAACAAAAAAAACUCUACCGUUGGUAAAAAGGAGGCCUUUGACAAGGGGAAAGAGAAUGCUACCAGGAAAUUGACAGUGAAUAAAAAUUGUAAUGAAAAAGGUGUUCUUGCAAGGGGCAUUUUAAAAAGUCAGAAAGCUAGAGAACAUAAUUGUCAACAUAAGGAUGACAAAGCAGGAUCAGCGGCUUUGACAAUACUGGGAAAAGUGAACGAUCAACGUGAGGCAAAGAACCCAGGUAAUCCAGCUAGAAGGAUUUACCUGCGGUAACGGAGUAUAGCAAUCCAUUCUUUUUGAGGAAUACAAAAACUCCAGGAAAGAAGUUGCCCAAUUUCAAAAUAAGGGAAAAAUUAGCCUGAUAUCACACGACUUAUUGAAGCUUCAUAUUGGUUUGUGUACUAACUCUUGUAUAUAGGGUGAGUGGGUAUUAUGGUUAUGACCCCAGCCUGCAAUGUUAGGUGAUAAAAUUUUGGUUUCUGUUUUUGACAAAAUACCAAACUUCAAAUUCUUUUUGCAUUACCUUUUGUGGCUUUUCAUCACACUAUCAUACGAUGCAAUUCACCUGGUCUUA